Cuculus canorus (common cuckoo) is the source of this 5703-nucleotide messenger RNA. It is a transcript of the gene PIK3C2G, whose product is annotated as phosphatidylinositol-4-phosphate 3-kinase catalytic subunit type 2 gamma. The transcript is spliced from 33 exons. The coding region runs from base 529 to 4974 and encodes 1481 amino acids. Lineage: Eukaryota; Metazoa; Chordata; Aves; Cuculiformes; Cuculidae. Gene Ontology annotation, cellular component: plasma membrane; cytoplasm; phosphatidylinositol 3-kinase complex. Gene Ontology annotation, molecular function: phosphatidylinositol binding; 1-phosphatidylinositol-3-kinase activity; 1-phosphatidylinositol-4-phosphate 3-kinase activity. The record is from RefSeq and is a predicted model, not a curated record. Gene Ontology annotation, biological process: phosphatidylinositol-mediated signaling; phosphatidylinositol 3-kinase/protein kinase B signal transduction; cell migration.
CCCAGCGGCUUUCCCCGCCCCGGCGUCUAGCCGAGGGGUCGGGAGGUGUCAUCGUCUCCGGCUGCGUUCCCGGCGCCUUCGUUCCGCGGCGAUACCGGGUGGCGGCUCCCUCGCAGCCUUCUCCUCCCCUUCCCGGGCCCCGCCGGUCGCCAAACUAGGGGGAAAAGGGAAAAGAAGGAAGGGGGAGGGAGAGGGAAAGGAGAGAAGGAAAAGACAUUCUCCUGCUAGCGGGGGUUGUUUCUUUAUUUUUGCUGUAAGUUUGUUUGCAGGCUGCUGUCCCGCGAACGUGAAAGUGAAGAAACUUGUGAUUCUUUUAAAUGCUUCGGAGGUAACUUGCAAAAAAUAAGUGUUGUGCGCCACUUUGGUGUUCUCCGCCUCAGGUUUCAAAACUCUCAUCACUCACUAAACCUCUGGUCCUGCGAAAACUUAAGUAGGUGUAUGGCUCCAGUUCUGAACAUUACCCUCUUGACCUUGGAACUGUUGCAAGACUAUUGUGAGGAUUAUUAAGACCGAAGAGAAGAACCAGCAAUGGCAUACUUUGGGAGGAUGCCUUUCUCACACAAUGAAUUUCAUGAAGGACGGGCUGGGAACCAAGCAUCUUACCCAAUGUACUAUUCUGCUUCUGCUGGAGGGGUCCAUCUAGGAUUUGAUCAAGUAGUUGACGAAGUGAACAAUGAAUUUUUUUUCCUUGGUUCAUCACAUUCGCAUCAUCACGAAGAAAUGCUUUUCCCAUCAGAUGUCUUUGGUCUGAAUGUGCCUAACCAGCAUUUUUUUGGUCAGCCUCUAGGUGCUUAUGGUGAACUUCAUCCUGGAAAUCCUGUCUCUCACUGUCAACAAGACAGAAUGUCACCAACAAUUGGUUUCAGAUCUUCUUUACAGUCCGAUUACAGAAACUUUUGUCUGGUGGAUCCCUACUCCUACAGUCAAGAGCGAGAACUCUAUGGAGGGAACAGUAUAAGUUCAGUCAUGAAUGUUUUUGAUUCAAGUGUGGAAAAAAGCAACAUAAAUCAGAGUUUUCAGAUAGGCUUUGACAAUGUAUAUACUCAGGGUCCUGUUUUCUUACACAACUAUCCAUUUAGACAAGAAGUGAGAGAUGGAAGUGGAAAUGGUGAAUCUUACUUAACCAACUCUUCCAAAAGCUGUGACAAAAAGCCUGCCUGGCUCAGCAACUCCGGACAUGACAGAGAGGCUACAGAUUGGUCUAUCCAGCUGGUUGAAGCAAAUCAAGGAAGUAAUGAAAACACAGUUGCUUUUUGUAAUGCAGUGGAGAAAAUAAGAAAUGCCUAUCCUGCUUUUGACUUGAAGACAAACACUGGAAAAAUCUGGAGUGUCGCAACAAAGUUCCCAGACCAUAUCCUUGGUGAAUCAAAAUUCAAAAUCAGUGUUUUGACAGAGUCUUCACCAUAUCCUCUGCUUCUUACACGACAUGCUGGCUGUGUCACUCGUGACUUAAUUGCAGAGAUCCUCCACUGCACAAAUCAAUACUCAACACAGGAAGAAUGCUUUUUAAGUGUUUGUGGAUCUGAUGAAUUCUUACAAAAUAAUCAUACUUUGGGCAGCCAUGAAAUUCUUCGCAAGGCAACCACCUGCAUUCAGCUUCGACUACACAGCAUUAGUAAUCUGAAGCAAAGUUUGGCCAGAACGCAUGAGGAUGACCAAAGUUUGUUCGGUGUGAAUCAGCUGUUAGAACACACUUGUGCCUGGAGACUGAUCUGGAGGAACCUUGUCUCAGUUAUUAUGAAAUAUAGAGAUCAAGUGGAAUGUCUGUUGCAAAAUGAGCAUAAAGUUGAUAAUGUGAUUGAAGUAGCUAAAGCAAUCUGCAGUGUCCUCUGUUUUGUGGAAACCAGAGACAUUACUGACGCAGUCAAGAAACUCCGUGCAGUGCCAUUGGCGAAAGCACAGAAUUCACUUCAAAGUUUGGGAACACCAGGCAAAGCAUUAAUAGAGGCUGCUGUGACUGAGCUCUCCACAGCCAUCUCUUGUCUCAUCCAUGUUUACAGCAGCAGCUUUGAUACAAAUUUCCAGCUUGCCAGCAUACCUAAAAGUCCUUCGUGUGCAGACAUCAGCCCAGAUUCCCAGCUCAGCUUCACUGUGUAUGCUGCCCAUAACAUCCCAGAAACCUGGGUGAACAGCUACAAAGCUUUUUCUUUUUCCUGUACACUGACUUAUGCUGGAAGGACCAUAUGUCAAGUGAAGAUUUGCAAAAAUAUACCAGCUGAAAGAUCCUUCUUUUUCCUGGCUGGCUGGAAUGAGAAAAUCAACUUUCCUCUACGAAUAAAGGCUCUUCCAAGGGAAACUAUGCUGGCAAUAAAACUACUUGGAGUAAACAAUGCCUCUAAAAGUACAGAAGUUCUUGCCUGGACAUGCUCCCCAUUGUAUCCAAAAGAGCGGCUCGUUCACGGAACUGUACUGCUUAGCAUGACAUUGUACAGCACACUUACAACAACAAUGAUUACCCCAGGCAUCUGCAAUACGGAUACACCAACCUCAGUAACGUUGCAGAUUGACUUUCCAGAAACUAAUUUGGAGUUCAUUAAACCUGAACCUGAAGAAAGAAUAGGUGACGAUCUUGAAGAGCCAAGUGAAGACUGCCUGAAGCAUAUUACAAGACUUUCACAGAUGCAUUCUCUCUUGCUACUCUCAGAGCAACAGAGAAGGAUCUUAUGGUUUUAUCGUUACUACUGCAAUAAUCAAAAUUGCUCCCUUCCCCUGGUACUGGGCAGCACACCCAGCUGGGAUCGAAUGACUGUAUCAGAAAUGUAUGCUGUAUUGAGGAAAUGGAGAUUUUCUAACCCUCUGGAGGCACUUGGGCUUUUGACUUUCAGUUUUCCAGAUCAAGAUAUUCGCAGAACAGCAGUCCAACAAAUAGAAAAUCUGUCAAAUGAUGAAUUGUUGGAGUACCUCCCACAGCUGGUUCAGGUGCUCAAGUUUGAAUGGAGUCUUGAAAGCCCUCUAGUGAAACUCCUGCUGAAUCGUUCUCUUCAGAGCAUCCAAAUAGCCCAUCAACUUUACUGGCUGUUGAAGAAUGCACAAAAUGAAGUUCAUUUCAGAAUCUGGUAUCAGAAAGUACUGGCUGCUCUCCAAUUCUGUGCUGGAAAAACCCUGAACAAUGAGUUUUCCAAGGAGGAAAAACUUAUCAGAAUUCUGGAAGACAUUGCCGAAAAAGUAAAAGCUGCUGGUGACCCAAAGAGAAAGGAGGUGCUAAAGUUGGAACUCAACAAACUUCAGCAGUUCUUCCAGGAGGUACAGGUUUGUCGGCUUCCCCUGAAUCCUGCGCUUGUUGCCCAAGGCAUAGAAGCAGAUUUAUGUUCAUAUUUUACUUCCAAUGCUUUUCCAUUAAAAAUCGCUUUCAUCAAUGCAAAUGUUCCAAGUGGAAACAUCAAUGUUAUCUUUAAGAUAGGUGAUGAUCUACGUCAAGAUAUGCUGGUUCUGCAAAUUGUUCGAGUGAUGGACAACAUUUGGCUCCAAGAGGGUCUGGAUAUGCAAAUGAUCAUUUAUAGGUGUUUAUCUACAGGAAAAAGCCAAGGAUUGGUACAGAUGGUGCCAGAUGCUACCACACUAGCGAAGAUCCACAGGGAGUCUGGUCUGAUAGGACCACUGAAAGAAAAUACAAUUAAAAAAUGGUUCCAUCAUCACCAUCCUCUGGAAUCAAGUUACCAAGAGGCAAUAAGAAAUUUCUUUUAUUCCUGUGCUGGCUGGUGUGUUGUUACCUUCAUUCUGGGUGUAUGUGAUCGACAUAGUGACAACAUAAUGCUGACAAAUGCUGGACACAUGUUCCACAUAGAUUUUGGAAGAUUUUUAGGUCACGCACAGACGUUUGGAAGCAUAAGAAGGGACCGAGCUCCCUUCAUCUUCACUUCAGAGAUGGAGUAUUUCAUCACAGAAGGUGGAAAAAACCCACAGCGUUUUCAAGAGUUUGUGGAGCUUUGUUGUCGAGCUUAUAAUAUAGUCAGGAAACACAGCCAGUUACUCUUGAACCUGCUGGAGAUGAUGCUGCAUGCAGGAUUGCCUGAGCUAAACAGCAUUCAGGACCUGAAGUACGUGUAUGAUAACCUCCGUCCUCAGGACUCAGACCUCCAGGCUACAAGUUACUUUACAAGGAAAAUCAAGGAAAGUUUGGAGUGCUUUCCCGUGAAACUCAAUAACUUGAUCCAUGCACUUGUACAGAUGUCAGUGACAGGUUCUGCAAAGCCUCCAGCUCCAGAGACCAUCCCCCAAGAGUGGAUGAAGUUGGACACAGAGAAGUCAAUCGCAAGAGCCACCAUUUUGGGGUUCAACAAAAAGUCUGACCCUCUAUACCUAGUCCAGGUGGUGCAAACCUGCAAUGUGGUCAGUUUUGUGGAAAAAUCAUUUGACCAGUUCUCAAAACUUCACAGCCAUCUCCAGAAGCAAUUUCCAUCGCAUGCACUCCCAGAGUUUCCCUACUCGUGGCAUUUACCUUUUGCAGAUCUUGAACAUAGAAGAGUGAAGGAUUUGAAUCUCUAUCUGAAGCAGCUAUUAAGUGGAUCCAGAAAACUGGCUAACAAUGAGCUUGUACUCAGCUUCUUCCUGAAUUGGUCCAAAAAUACCUUGGCAGAAGAUUUGUCAUCUGUGACCUUAGGUCCUCAGUCAGCUGAUCAUAAGCCUGGAGUACAAUUAGUCAUAUCCUAUGAAAGAACACGUCUGACAGUAAUGUUGAAACACAUGAGGAACAUUCACCUCCCAGAUGGCUCUGCCCCAAGUGCACAUGCUGAAUUUUAUCUUCUGCCGGAUCCUUAUGAGGUCAGUCGAAGGAAAACAAGAACAGCUCUAAAAAGCUCUGACCCUACUUACAAUGAAAUUAUUGUGUACGACAAAGUCACAGAGCUCAAAGGCCGUGUACUAAAGCUCGUUGUAAAAAGCAAAGGAACAUUUGUUGGAGCUGUUAACAUUCAACUGAGCAGUGUCCAGUUAAAUGAAGAAAAGUGGUAUCCACUGGGAAACAGUGUGAUUUAAAUGUUGUCUAAGAUAAUUCAAUUAUUUAUCCACUAAUGUUUCUUUUUCCCAUUUUUCACAGUACAUUUUGUCCAAGUUGCACUUGAGAAUAUACAGUCAUCUGCUGAUUUCUAAUCAUAAGGCUAUGGUCUUAAAAUUGUUGUCUUCCUGUAACUGAUUCUUGUCAGCGUGAGUUUAAAAUAUGACAUUCCAAGAACUUGUACUAGCGUGCAGGAGAUUCUUACAACAGCAAUAAAGAUUUUUAUUUUGUUCAUAUUAGAUAAUACUGUAAAAAUAUCAAAUUCUGUACACAUCAAAGUGUGAGGCCUAAUUCUUUGUCCAUUAAUUCCACUGCCUGUGUUGAAACAGUGCUGAUAAUGGUGUCAUUUAUCGGCAUCUGCUGUGACCCCACUGCAUAUGAUGAUUUCACCAUAGAAGCAUGGGAUGAUUCCCUGGGUGCCAAUACAUUUCAGAUGUCGAGCAAAUUUCAUUUUAAAUCUUAUACAAUCAAUACUUUUUUUUUUUUUUUAGAAAAAAAAAGAAGUUAAAAGCUUUGCACUUCACACAUUUUGUGCAGUACAUGUUGAUGUGCUUUUAACAGUUGAUAUAAUAGAGCAUUGAAUCGAGGAUACUUGUUUGUUGAUAAAAUAUGUCAUUGUUUCUUUUGUUCUGACAUCCAAGAAGCAGAUAACUGGUCAUUUGUGAGAAGAAAGGAGAAGGGAGAAGCUAAUAAUCACAAAUAAAUAAAAC